This is a messenger RNA of Cuscuta europaea, 5568 nucleotides long. NCBI's taxonomy places the organism in Eukaryota, Viridiplantae, Streptophyta, Magnoliopsida, Solanales, Convolvulaceae. The record is from the annotation of a GenBank genome assembly.
UGAUUGAGCAAUUAGACUCCUUAUUUUCAUUAAGAUCAAUGUUUUAAUUCUUAUAAUUCGUAUUAGACAAGUUACAUUUUGAUUUGCUUACCGUUACAUUUCUUAUUAGCUUGAGUUACAUUUUGUUACACGCGAGUUACAUCUAUUUCUCUACUGAGACAAUGAAAAUACAAAAAAGAAGUUACUGUUCACGCGCGUGAACAGUAACAUGUUUUUUUGUGUGGGAGCAGCAUGCUCACCGUGGACUGCUCCCACGGUAUACCAACUGCCAUUGCCUGCCGUCCUUUAGGGUCUCCCGUUGAAUUUCCAAGACCUGAAUUUAGAUUUUUCAGAUUGGAAAAGUAUGGACCGCACAGGAGAAGAGCUUAGGGCAGCCCAAGUCCAGCCCAGGCGCAGCCUUCCUUUAGCAACGUCUCCGACACGCCUCCUUCUGCAAACGAAAGAAGAACGACAAAAACGGACAACUCUCAGGCGGUGGCUUCAGACGGCGAACCAAACGGCGAGCGCGCCCUCCCUGCGACGGCAACCUCCAGCGGCGAGAUUUCAGUGGCGAGCGGUCUCCAGCCACGAGCUUCAAAUUUCCGGCGAACGUCUUCAGCUUCGAACUCGACGGCCGACGGCGAGGGGAACCAGAUUCGAUGGAGAAAGAGGAGCGAGGCUUCAGCGAACAGCCGGCGAACUCCAGGGACCUCAAAUUGGCAGCGUUCAGCGGCGUACAGCGGCGUACGGAGGCAGAGACGUUCCAGAUGGUGGAAUCCGGCGAAAUUGACGACAACCCUAAUCUUUGAUACCACGGUUGAGGAUCGAUUCUUUUUCGGCUCAGGCCUCCCCAUCCCUAUUCUCUCUUCCCAGCCUGUAGAUCUAGAGAAGCAAAGCUGGGUGGAGGGGAUGACUGUCCACGGAAGAUUGCUGGACAUCUAUUCUUUGCUCUUAAUUUUGACCUAGUCAAAAUUCCUACGAAGCCCAGACUUCUCUUCUCCCGGUAGGUGCGGGGCCAAAUAUGAAAUUAGUUUCCUCAGGCCUCCAACUCACCAAGUUCAGGAUGAGUCCCUAUACCAUAGGACCGGCCCAGUAUGAGUAUGCUACACCCUCAUCAAUACGACGUCGUUCUAUUAAUUAAAAAAACGCGUACAAACGGCCUUCUCGAAAUCGGCGCGUCUUUUCUUCCCAUAGCUGCGUCUUUUGACAUUGGCUAUUUACAUUUCUCGAUAAACUUUCUGACUUCACGCUUCCAUCAAGUUCCAUCAGACAGAGUUCCACCAUUCGAAGUGCAUUCUAAAGAAGGAAAAGUAAGAAUCCGAACGAAGAAGAACGUUUUGCAGAUCGAGAAAAUGACGAGGUCUAAAGGCAAAACAGUUGCAAGGUAUUUCAUCCGAACGAACUAUGUACUUUGCUUUUUGAAGUUCAAAAUGUAUGUCUGAGAAUGUAACAAUAUGAUUCAUGUGCUAAUUUGCUAUAAAUUUUAACAUGCAUGUAAGUCACUCUCAAAAACGAAAGAGAUUGAGUAUUGAAUAGUGUGAUUUAUGUCUUAUUGUGAUCUCAAUUUGAAUAAGCAAAGUGCGAAUGCUCAUAUGUCAUCGAGCAUAAUAAGGAAUUUGUCGAUGUAACUACAAUUUUUGAUAAUAUAGUGUUGCAUACCUCAAUAUGUUUGUUAUGCCUUAGUUUGUCAUUGAAUUUUUUUGGUGAUAUAGUGUUGCAUGUCACUGAAACUAAUACUAGAUUAACUUUAUUAAUUUUAUGUAACUUGUGUAUAAUAAUACAUAAAUCCUCUACCUUGGUCUGUGACUGUAAGCAAGUCCACAUGACAUUGUUCAUCUGAUUGUGAAUGAUGUAACUUCUUUUCACUGUUAUGUAAAUUGUGUGUGACAAGAUGUAACUCAUGUGCUCCACAUGACAUUGUUCAUCUGAUUGUGAAUGAUGUAACUUCUUUUCACUUUUAUGUAAAUUGUGUGUAAAAAGAUGUAACUCAUGUGCUCCACAUGACAUUGUUCAUCUGAUUGUGAAUGAUGUAACUUCUUUUCAUUGUUAUGUAAAUUGUGUGUAAAAAGAUGUAACUCAUGUGCUCCACAUGACAUUGUUCAUCUGAUUGUGAAUGAUGUAACUUCUUUUCACUGUUAUGUAAAUUGUGUGUAAAAAGAUGUAACUCAUGUGCUCCACAUGACAUUACUCAUCUGAUUGUGAAUGAUGUAACUUCAUUUCACUAUUAUGGCAAUUGUGUGUGAUAAAAAUGUAACUCAUGUGGAAUAUAAGGAGAACAAGAAGUGAUGUAGCUCCUGAAAAUGAAACUUAGCAUACAGAACAUCAGAAUGAAACUGCAAGGAUACUGAACACAGAAGAACCGAUUCUAAGGCUAGAAUAUCAUCAACCAACAACAAGCAAAAAAAGAAAAGCAGCCCCAAAAAAGAAGAAAGCAGAAUCUGAAGAAUCAGACGAUGAAUGUGAAGAAGUGGAGACAAGCAACAGGUCGCCUUCUGUAAACCUCAGAACAAGAGUAGGACCAGCCCCUUUCAUAAAGUUGAUUAAACAAUUAGAUGAAAGAAAAAAAGCAGCAGUUGAAAGGAUUGGAUUUGGGGGAUUACUGCAUUUAAACUUUGACAUAUUCUGUGGAGAUUUGGUUGCGUUUUUGUUGAAGAACUUUAGACCAAUUUCAGGACAGCUACAACUUGCCAAUGGUGAGCUGCUAGAUAUUGAAGAUGAAGAUGUCAAAGCUUUAUUUGGUCUGCCAAAGGGAAAGAUAGAAGUUCAAGAAGCGAAUGCGAAGAAUGAAACUGAAGAGUAUACCCAACUGCUACAAGAAUGGAGAGAAGAAUGAGGGAUUGAUAAAGGAAGCCCUCAAACAUAAAAAAUGAUUGAAAAAAUAGUUGUAGAUACUGACUCUGGAGACAGAUUCAUCAGAAACUUUGUGGUCUUUACAGUCUCUUGCCUGAUCAGAGGAAACCAGAGUGUCAACAGCAAUUUUAAAAUAUUGAUGUCUUUGGUUAAUGUAGCUGAUAUACCAAACAUGAAUUGGUGCAACUACACAAUAAGAUCGUUGAUGGAUGCAGGCGAGGAAUGACAAACUAAUCAAUCAAAGAUGUUCAGUGGACUAUUACUGUUUCUAAUGAUAUGUUAUUUUGACCGAGUACAAUUCAAAGGCCAAAUUAUGCAGAGUGCUUAUCCAACCAUUAGAAUCUGGGACAAGGAGAGAAUUGACAAAAGAGUCAAAGAUGAGAGAAAGGUGGGCUUUGGUCUGGGAAAGGUGACAAAGCGAAUAAUAACAGUCGAAGAGGAAGACAAAGAUGAAGAGGAAGCAUGAAAAGAAGAUGAAGAAAAUGAAGAUGCUGAAAUGUUGUCAAAGGAGGAUUGUGUGAAGGAGAUUAUAGCUGUGGCACAAAAGUUUAGUGAUGCUUUUGUGGAAUUCUCAAAGUUGCCGUCAACCAUUGCAAAAAAGUUCCCCAAUUCUGAUAUCUUGAAGAAGAUAUACUUGACCACAGCUGAUUACUUCAUCAAUCAAGCAAAUGGAAAUCAAGCAAAAGGAACUCAACGAUUAUCAGAGAAGUGUGUCCUUGAGGAAGAUGAUGACUUCUUUAAUGAGCUUGGAGUUAUGGAAGCCCUUGAGAAACUAGAGAAAGCAGCAUUCCUGAAAUUUUCAAUGCCUUCAUUUGACAUAAGAAUUGAGUUUAACAUGUCACAGGGUGAAGGCACAUCAAAAGUGGAUGUAGAAGCUGCGAAGACUGAAACUGCUCCUGAUGUACAAGAUGUGAUGACUGAAACUGUUGAUGGAGUGGAAGAUGUGAUGAUUGACACCAUUGCUGGAAUGACUGAAACUGUUUCUGUUGAUGGAGAAGUGAAUGGUAAUGUUGAAGUCGCUGAAGUGGCUCAAAUGGCUGCUGAGGAAGAAGUGAUUGGAGAUGAUGGAGAAGUAAACAAGGAAAUUGAUAAUAAGUCAGAGUAAGUUUUAUUUUUUUCUUAUGUAAUUCAUCAAUACUUUUAACUAAUAAAAUAAACUUAACAUUAUAUUAUUUUUUACAAAGGAGUGUUGGUCUAAAGCCAUAUACCAGAAAGAGAAAGCUUCGAAAGUUAGGUGAUUCAAUUGUCAAUUACAGAUCACCUUUUCUGAAGAAUAAUAGAAGGUUAUUCAAGGAAUUUAGCAGAGAUGAAAAGAUUGUUGUUGAUUGGGGAUUCUCAAAAGAAGUUGAAAAAGACUGUGUCUAUCUAGAUGAGGAAGGUGUGUUUAUAACUCAUGAAGAAAUUCAGACACUUCAAGAAGGAAAUGUAGACAACUCAAUAAUUGAUGCAUUCACUAAGAUUCUGAAUGACAGAGAAGAAUCAAAUAAGUCUACAAAGCGUGCCUUCAUUGCGUCAACCCAAGUAUAUGCAAUGUUUGAUUUUGCAUCUGGUGACCCAAUAGAAAAUAUGGUUGACAGAUUGCAAAAAGAAAUAAAUGAAGCUGCAGCAGAUGUCACAAAAUUAGAUAUGGUAAAAUGUCAUUAAUAUUUAAUUUUACAUAAUUCAAGUGUAAAAAUACAAGUCAAAUUUGGUAAUCCUUAUAUAUAUAUUCUUAAAUGUAAAUCAGUGUGAAACAAUAUGAGUAAUAGAAAAUGUUUAGCAUAAUAUGUAACCGCAGCUGUUGACUAAUGUAAGUUCUUAUAUGAAUUAUGUAAACUCUAUUGUUUUAUGUAAGUCAGUGUAUAAGAUAUAUUGUUUAAAAUGUUUUUAAAACAAAGGGUGAAAAAUAAUACCGUAGUAUGUAACUACAGAGCUGAGGGAUGUAAGUUCUGAUAUGAAUUAUGUAGAUUCUGUAUUAUUUUAUGUAACUGAAGAUGAAUUGCUUAUAAUACUGCAGAUACUGUUUCCCAUUCACAAUCAUGAGCACUAUUAUAUCUACUGCUUUUACACAACAAACAACAUUGUUGAUGUAAUUGACAACCGGAUGCUUCCAGAUGGGGUGAGCGUUGAGGACAAAUAUGGCAAAACUUUUUAAAAACUGGAUUCAAAGCCUUCUGUGAGAAAGUGCAGAUUUCAAGCACAACAAGUUGGGUCCCCAGAAUCUUAUACAUGCAAUGGAGACAUAAUAGCAAUCACGUUGACUGUGGAGUAUAUACUUUGCGUCACUUGGAGACGUUUCGUGGGCAAGGACAUGUAUGGGAUUCAGGAUUUGCAACUGCUGCCACAAAUGAUGGAAUAAAAGCUCAAAAUGAAACAAUCUGAAAGAUGAGAUUGAUGUAUGCAGCUCAAGUUUUACUGUCAAAAUUUAACAAAGAAAGGGAAAACAUUUUGAAAAAAGCAAAAGACUACUUGAAGAUGUAAUUAAUUAAUAUGAUGGGGUUACAAUCAAAUCAUUUCAUGGUUUUAUGGAGGGUGUGGUGGUAUGGGUUAUGCAGUAGUUAUCUGUUUGUAUGCAGUAGCUUGUAAUGCAGUGGUAUGGGUUUUAGACAAUUCUUGGUUUUAUGCAGUAGUUUGUAAUGCACCUCAAAAGUUAUCUGUUUAGUAUGUGGAAAACUUAUAUGUUGGAUUAUGAUAAGUUGAUGUAAACUCGUUUGUUUUAUAUGUUUUAUGUCGAAUCCAACGGCUGAGAUUCAUUCUCAC